AUGAAUCUUCCGCACAUGCCAAAACCGCCCCAGCCCAAUCUGCACAUUGUUGCCGGAAGGCACGCAUUCCGCGACCUGCAAAGAUGGGAGGGCUCCAUCGGCGGUCAUGCUAUGCCUUCUCGUCCAUCUGGCACUUUGGAUAGUAUUUCGGCCAGAAAACUGCCGGAAAGCGGCAUGUGUCAGUGCCCGGCAGGAAUCGCCAGCCACCAGGCACACGCUGUCAUGGUUGUCGCAGAGACAGCUUGGUGCGACAGGCCGCAUGGAAUCAACCCUCUCACCGGGGAAGAUUCGGCUAUCAGUCCCCGGGCUUAA
Messenger RNA from Symbiodinium sp. CCMP2456, 312 nucleotides. Lineage: Eukaryota; Dinophyceae; Suessiales; Symbiodiniaceae. The record is from the annotation of a GenBank genome assembly.